Aspergillus terreus NIH2624 is the source of this 3630-nucleotide messenger RNA. RefSeq names its product U2 snRNP complex subunit HSH155. Lineage: Eukaryota; Fungi; Ascomycota; Eurotiomycetes; Eurotiales; Aspergillaceae. Gene Ontology annotation, biological process: spliceosomal complex assembly. Gene Ontology annotation, molecular function: mRNA binding. The record is from RefSeq and is a predicted model, not a curated record. Gene Ontology annotation, cellular component: U2-type prespliceosome; U2 snRNP; catalytic step 2 spliceosome. The coding region runs from base 1 to 3630 and encodes 1209 amino acids. The transcript is spliced from 3 exons.
AUGUCUGACGCCGAUUUCGACGCCGUUCGGCGGCUCCAGGCUGAGCGGAACGCCGCUGCCGCCGGGAAGAAAGGUUCUAGGACCUUUGAUCCGUCUAGCCAGCGCACUGACAACUCGACCAAGGCCUCCAUGACUGAAUCUUUCGAUACCACGCUGUAUGAUCGCGAUGGCCCCGAUAAAUAUGCCGGCUACGAUACUUCGAUCGCUGUCAAUGGAGAUGAUGAGGAGAUGGAGGAUGCCGAUGGCGGCCACCGCCUGGUCGGCCAGUAUACUGCGACCAAGAGUCAGAUGGAGGAGUUUGCCCACGGUAAUGGGGUCGAGGAGGAAGAUAUCCUUCUCGGACGCGAGAAGGCGGCGAGAAUCGCAGAUCGGGAGACCGAUUAUCAAAAGCGCAGAUUCAACCGCGGACCGCUGACUCCUACUCGGGCCGAUCCUUUUGCUGCGAACACCCAUGCGAACGUUGAAAAUGGAGAGGGCCAGACCUAUCGUGAAGUCAUGGCUCUGCGUGAGAUUGAGAAAGAAGAGGAGCGUUUGGAGGACAAGGAAAAUGCCGACGCGGGCUCGACCGUCUCCGUCGCCGCAGGACGCAAGCGUAAGCAGCGGUGGGACGUUGCCUCUGAGUCUACCGAUGAAACAGCCGAGGCCCCCAAGCCGGAGGAAACAAAAGCGAAACGGUCUCGAUGGGACCAGACACCUGCGGUUCCAGUCCCGGGAGCCACGGAAGAGGCACCAAAACGACGAUCACGAUGGGAUCAGGCGCCAUCUCUUACUGCAGCCACUCCGGUGGGCAACCAAGGACUGGCGACUCCCAUGCAUCCCUCGCAAGCAGGUGCGCCUAUGAUUCCAACUAGCUUUGGAACUGAUAUCUCCGGACGCAACGCGCCCUUGUCGGACGAAGAGCUUGAUAUGAUGCUCCCCGGCGAGGCGGAUGGUUACAAGAUUCUCGAUCCUCCACCGGGUUAUGCUCCGAUCCGCACUCCUGCCCGGAAACUUAUGGCUACCCCGGCACCUAUGGCUAGCUCGACUGGUGUGGGCGGAUUCAUGAUGCAAGAGCCCGAGAGUGCACGCGCCUUGGGCAAGCAGCUUCCGACCGAGAUCCCGGGCGUAGGUGAUUUGCAAUUCUUCAAGCCCGAGGAUAUGGCAUACUUCGGAAAGCUCAUGGAAGGAGGUGACGAGAGUGCUAUGUCGGUAGAGGAAUUGAAAGAGCGGAAGAUCAUGAGGCUCUUGCUGAAGGUGAAGAACGGCACGCCACCCAUGCGCAAGACAGCUCUCCGUCAACUCACAGACAAUGCUCGGCAAUUCGGCGCCGGACCUUUAUUCAACCAGAUCCUUCCAUUGCUUAUGGAGAGAUCCCUCGAAGACCAGGAGCGCCACUUGUUGGUCAAGGUCAUCGAUCGUGUGCUGUAUAAGCUGGAUGAUCUCGUUCGUCCUUACGUUCAUAAGAUCCUCGUCGUCAUUGAGCCCCUCCUUAUCGAUCAAGACUACUAUGCACGUGUCGAGGGUCGAGAAAUCAUCUCGAACCUCGCCAAGGCGGCAGGCCUGGCUACUAUGAUCAGUACGAUGCGGCCUGAUAUCGACCAUGUUGACGAAUACGUCCGGAACACAACUGCCAGAGCAUUUGCUGUGGUUGCGUCUGCUCUUGGUAUUCCCGCUCUCCUUCCUUUCCUUCGUGCCGUCUGCCGCAGUAAGAAGUCGUGGCAGGCUCGGCACACUGGUGUCAAGAUCGUCCAGCAGAUCCCUAUUCUCAUGGGUUGUGCCAUUCUCCCUCACUUGAAGGGUCUGGUUGACUGCAUUGCAGACAAUCUCAGCGACGAGCAAGCCAAAGUGCGCACGGUUACUGCACUGGCUGUGGCCGCCUUGGCUGAAGCUGCCAAUCCCUAUGGUAUUGAGAGUUUUGAUGAAAUCCUUAACCCCUUGUGGACGGGUGCUCGGAAGCAGCGUGGUAAGGGUCUUGCGGCAUUCCUGAAGGCUGUCGGCUACAUUAUCCCUCUCAUGGAUGAGGAAUAUGCCAACUAUUACACCAGUCAGAUUAUGGAGAUCCUGCUUCGUGAGUUCUCAUCACCAGAUGAGGAGAUGAAGAAGGUCGUUUUGAAGGUGGUCUCGCAGUGUGCCAGCACCGACGGAGUCACGGCUAGCUACCUCAAAGAACACGUCCUCACCGACUUCUUCAAAAGCUUCUGGGUGCGGCGCAUGGCCCUGGACCGGAGGAACUACCGUCAAGUCGUUGAUACUACGGUCGAUCUCGGCCAGAAGGUCGGCGUGGGGGAGAUUCUCGAGCGUGUAGUGAAUAACCUCAAGGAUGAGAGUGAACCAUACAGAAAGAUGACAGUCGAGACCGUGGAAAAAUUGAUUGCGGCUCUUGGAGCCGCCGAUAUCUCCGAGCGCCUGGAGGAACGGCUUAUUGACGGUGUCCUCUAUGCCUUCCAAGAACAAAGCAUCGAGGACAUCGUGAUCUUGAACGGCUUUGGCACGGUGGUCAAUGCUCUUGGUACUCGUUGCAAGCCGUACCUCCCGCAGAUUGUCAGUACCAUUCUUUGGAGAUUGAACAACAAGUCCGCCACCGUGCGUCAACAGGCGGCGGAUCUCAUUUCGCGCAUUGCAAUGGUCAUGAAGCAGUGUGGAGAAGAUGCUCUCAUGGGUAAGCUCGGUAUUGUUCUCUACGAAUAUCUGGGUGAGGAGUACCCCGAAGUGCUUGGAUCUAUCCUUGGUGCGCUUCGUUCUAUCGUCACGGUCGUCGGUAUCAACCAGAUGCAGCCGCCUAUUCGUGACCUCCUUCCCCGCCUCACGCCUAUUCUGCGUAACCGACACGAGAAGGUCCAGGAGAACACCAUCGACCUUGUGGGUCGUAUUGCUGAUCGCGGUCCCGAGUCUGUCAACGCUCGCGAGUGGAUGCGUAUUUGCUUCGAGCUGCUUGACAUGCUGAAAGCGCACAAGAAGGGCAUUCGUCGUGCGGCGAACAACACCUUUGGCUUCAUUGCUAAGGCCAUUGGUCCUCAGGAUGUUUUGGCGACGCUACUCAACAAUCUCCGAGUGCAGGAACGUCAAUCUCGUGUCUGCACUGCUGUCGCCAUCGGUAUUGUGGCCGAGACUUGCGCUCCAUUUACGGUUCUUCCUGCCUUGAUGAACGAAUACCGGGUACCGGAGCUCAAUGUCCAGAAUGGUGUCCUCAAGGCCAUGUCGUUCCUUUUCGAAUAUAUUGGCGAAAUGGCCAAGGACUACGUAUACGCCGUGACUCCUCUGCUCGAGGAUGCCCUCAUUGACAGAGAUCAAGUUCACCGGCAAACCGCUGCCAGCGUUGUCAAGCACAUUGCUCUUGGAGUCGUCGGUCUGGGUUGUGAAGAUGCUAUGGUCCAUCUUUUGAACUUGGUGUUCCCUAACAUCUUUGAGACUAGCCCUCACGUCAUCGAUCGUGUUAUCGAAGCCAUCGACGCGAUUCGUAUGGCUGUUGGAACUGGUGUUGUUAUGAACUACGUCUGGGCUGGACUGUUCCACCCUGCUCGCAAGGUGCGCACGCCAUACUGGCGACUCUAUAACGACGCGUAUGUGCAGAGCGCCGAUUCGAUGAUUCCGUACUACCCAGGCCUGGAAGCGGAUGGCUUGGACAGGACCGAACUCUCCAUCAUUGUUUGA